AUGACGGCCACGGCUUUAUAUGAGAUCUGUUACUCCUCUGCCUUCUCCUCGGCCCUGCCCUCGGCCCUGUCCUCGGCCCUGUCCUCGGCCCUGUCCUCGGCCCUCUCUUCGGCCCUGUCCUCGGCCCUGUCCUCAGCCCUCUCUUCGGCCCUGUCCUCGGCCAUCACCUUGGCCUCUAGGUGCCAUGCUGAUCAUUCUCCCCUGUCUUGUCCUGUCAUUGGCAACUGGAAGACACCAUCUACACCCCACCCCAACCCCCCUCCUGGGUCUACCCGCCCCCCCCGAUCCCUCCAACCCCAGCCCUGUUGUGGUCCCCCCCCUGCCCCCACCACGUCUGCGGAGUGGGUGCCAGCCCCCUCCCCUGGGGGCAGCAGUGAGGAGCUGAACGAGCCUCUGGACAAGGCUCUGGAGAACGAUGCGGAGGGCGUGUGGAGCCCUGACAUCGAACAGAGCUUCCAUGAGGCCCUGUCCAUCUACCCGCCCUGCGGACGCAGGAAGAUUAUCCUCUCCGACGAGGGAAAGAUGUAUGGACGAAACGAGCUGAUAGCACGGUACAUCAAGCUACGCACAGGGAAGACGCGGACAAGAAAGCAGGUGUCCAGUCACAUCCAGGUGCUAGCGCGACGGAAGGCCCGGGAGAUCCAGGUGAAGCUGAAGGACCAGGCUGCCAAAGACAAGGCCCUCCAGAGUAUGGCCACCAUCUCCGCCACCGCCUUCCAGAACAAGAUGGCUCUGCAGGGGCUGUCCAGGCCAACGUACCCCACUGCUGGUGGCUUUUGGCAUGGCGGUCCUGAAGACAUUAAGCCCUUUUCCCAGCAGAGUUACGCCAUGCAGACGUCCGGCCCACCCCCCAUAACAGGCUAUGAGAGCAUGGCAGGCCUGUCCAUGUCACCGGGCGCCCCCCCGUGGCAGGGGCGGAGUAUCGCCAGCUCCAAGCUCCGCAUGCUGGAGUUCUCUGCCUUCCUGGAGCAGCCUCAGGACCCAGAGACCUUUAACAAGCACCUGUUUGUGCACAUCGGUCAGUCCAACCCCACCUUCAGUGACCCUUACCUGGAGGCAGUGGACAUCCGGCAGAUAUACGAUAAGUUCCCUGAGAAGAAGGGAGGGCUGAAGGAGCUGUUUGAGAAGGGGCAGCCAGACACUUUCUUUCUCGUCAAGUUCUGGGCUGAUCUGAGUGCCAACCUGCAGGAAGACAGAGGUUUCUUCUACGGCGUGUCCAGUCAGUACGAGAGCUCUGAGAACAUGAUCAUCACCUCCUCCACUAAGGUCUGCUCCUUCGGAAAGCAGGUGGUGGAGAAAGUAGAGACGGAGUAUGCGCGGUUUGAGAAUGGGCGGUAUGUGUUCAGGAUCCACCGGUCCCCACUGUGUGAAUACAUGAUCAACUUCAUCCACAAGCUCAAGCACCUGCCAGAGAAGUACAUGAUGAACAGUGUACUGGAGAACUUCACCAUCCUACAGGUUGUGAUCAACAGGGACACACUGGAGACCCUGCUGUGUAUAGCCUAUGUCUUUGAGGUGUCUACUAGUGAGCAUGGAGCCCAGCACCAUAUUUACCGGCUGGUCAAAGACUGAGACAGCCCUGUGGACAGAACCACUAUAGGCCAACAACACCCCAACCAUGGACAAGCUCCUCUGUACGCUGCAAGCACAAUACGAUUGUCUGUCAGGACCCAAAGAAGCACUGGGCGGGUUGCUUGCCCACUGAAACUAAUGUGGAAGAGUUGGCCUGGGAGCUGGAGUGAACUAUACCACUGUGUUAUGUGAAAGAGAGGAGCAGAGGGUGGGAACCUUCAUUGUGGUAUAUCUGGAUGUACAAGAGGAGCCAAAUGUCAAGACAAUGCAUGAGAAAUUGUUGUUUUUCAUCUCAUAUUACUAGUGCUUGCUUGUUUUGAUUUAGUUUCAUUUUAGACAGCUGCAUGAGCGGUAUUUGUUUUUUGUCCAUGGGCUCCACCUAGUGACUUCUAAUGUAUAUUACACACAGGGAAAGAGGACGAAAGGAGAACUGGAAGCAAGACUGCACAUUUAUAGUAUUGUUUUGGUGCCAAUGUUUGUAUUAUUUGAGUAAAAAUAUGUACAGUACCACAGCCAUCUCCCCUGAAAAAUAAUCUCUAUUGAAGAAAAUGAGAGUGAAGAUUAUGAUUUAAAUAAAUAUUGUAUCCACCUGGUUUGAUGAUCAAAUUAAAUGUUUUGGACUAUUGUUGAAUGAAAUUGAGCACAACUCGCAUAUAGUAGAUACCUCUGCUUGAAUCUGCUAUCUGUAAUUGAAGAUGACUAGCUACAGUAUGAAGAAACUGUUGUAAUCUAUUUUUGGCACUGAACUGAAGUUUAAGAUGGAAAUACCCUUCACAUAUCAUACUUAACAGAUCAGGUUGCUUGAUUUUUGUUCUUAAUGUGAUCUAUUGAGACUAAUAUAUGAACAUGUCAUACUACAAUUGUUAUACCUGUAAUAAAACGAUGAUAAAAAUGA
Molecule: messenger RNA, 2467 nt
Organism: Salvelinus sp. IW2-2015
Lineage: Eukaryota; Metazoa; Chordata; Actinopteri; Salmoniformes; Salmonidae
Product: transcriptional enhancer factor TEF-3-like
Biological process (GO): regulation of transcription by RNA polymerase II; embryonic organ development; hippo signaling
Cellular component (GO): transcription regulator complex
Molecular function (GO): RNA polymerase II cis-regulatory region sequence-specific DNA binding; DNA-binding transcription factor activity, RNA polymerase II-specific
Source: RefSeq, a predicted model, not a curated record